Messenger RNA from Lingula anatina, 1690 nucleotides. RefSeq names its product glycerophosphocholine cholinephosphodiesterase ENPP6-like. The record is from RefSeq and is a predicted model, not a curated record. Lineage: Eukaryota; Metazoa; Brachiopoda; Lingulata; Lingulida; Lingulidae.
CUAAUCCAUGUAAGAUAGAAACAAGACGGCACAGCAGAAUGGCGAGUUCUCAGCGAUGGCGCCUGCUUGUUUUUCAAUUUCUGUGCAUAUCUUGUUCGGUGAGGGUAACCCUGUCAGCGAACAAGCUACUACUUCUACUUGUGGACGGCAUGAGAUGGGAUUAUGCCGACAGAGAGAACCUACCUGCCUUCAAACAGAUAGAAAUGCAAGGUGCCCGCGCGACGAAAAUGCGACCCAGUUUUCCGAGCUCAUCAUAUCCCAAUUAUUAUUCCAUUAUGACAGGUUUACAUUGUGAGAACCAUGGCAUGGUAUCAAACUUCAUGUAUGAUGCAGACAGAAAUAAAAUAUUUGACAUAGGCGGUAACCCAGAGUCGUACGAAUCAUUCUGGUGGGAGGAUGCUGAACCAUUAUGGAUUGGUGCUGAGAGACAGGGCAAGAAAAGCUUUCUCUUAUCCUGGCCAAAUUGUAAUGUUACCAUACAUCAGCACAAACCCUCCGUAUGUAGAGAGUGGAUGGAAGAACCUUUACAAAAUGGUGCCAGCCUGAAAAAAGACCUUGAGGAGGCUGUAGCUUCACUGAGGAAUAAUUCAGCAGAUUUUGUGGGUAUUUAUUACAUUUCAAUUGACCAUUUUGGACAUCUGUAUGGUCCAAAUGGGAGGGAGUUAAACACCGCCUUAAAAGAACUUGACGGCACAAUAACUGAACUUUUGCAAAUUACAAGUGACAUGAGGGAGAACUUGAAUAUUAUCAUACUGGCAGAUCAUGGUAUGACUUCGAUUGGUGAAGCUGUUAACUUGACUGAGAGGAUGGACUUGAGUGACCUGGUCAGUUUUCCCAUCAAGGGCUCAUUGAACAGUGGUGCAAAUGUAGAACUGUGGCCCGCAAUCGAACCAGCCGAGUUAGUGAAAAAACUAAACAACGACUCAUUAGGGGAGAGAUAUUUUACAGCCUACCUGAAGAAAGAUAUUCCAGAGCGUUUCUUUUAUAUAAAUCACAAACUUGUUGCUCCAGUAUUUGUCCUAGCAGAGAGUGGCUACUACAUGACGACGUUUGCAUCUCCAAAUGUGCCGACUUUUGACGAAAAUGAAAAUGAUAAAACCGUUGUUCGCACAAUGAAAGGGACACAUGGCUAUGACAAUGCAGAAAAUGACAUGCAUGCCAUAUUUUAUGCCAUAGGACCUAAUUUUAACGCCAACUCUAAAGUGGACCUCAUCAAUAACACAGACGUGUAUCAGGUAAUGUGUAAGAUACUUGGGAUAGAAGCAGAAGCUAAUAAUGGAUCCUGGGCAGCUAUGAGUACUUUGACCAUGUUUGACCAGCCAACACCCAAGACUACAUCUUCGUCAAUAGCUUCAACUUUGUCUCCAACCACACAGUCACAGAGGGGUGGAGUCAAUGCUGUUUUUGUAAUGUUAGGAGUGUUGAUUUUGGUUGAGCUGGUAUUGUAACGAGUGCAUAUGAAGAGGAUAUAAAAAAGAGAAUGUGAUGAUGUUGCAUCCUGAAAGACGAUUUCCCUUAUUCGAAGAGUGAUUUUACAGUAGACAGCGACUUAUAUCAUUCCAGAUGCAUUUUAAAUCAAAUUAUUGCUAUAAAACCUGACCAAAGGCCACCAUACAUGUAUAGUUUCAAAUAGUAUUACUAAAAGAAAAUAUAAAGGACAUACAGUUUUUAUAUUUCCCGAUUAAUGAUU